CAUGAAACGUACACUCGUCGCGAACAAGGAAGCCAAAGAAGGAUCUAUGGGGGCAGUUGUUCCCAGAAGGGAGACAGAUGUUUCUGUCUUGGCCAUUACGGCGAAAACCUAUGAGAUAUCGGAAACCCUUUGACGAUGAAUGGUCCACCACUUGAACACGAGACAGCGAUCAGGUUCGCUUUCGUUGCUGCAAAUCUUAUGACGGGUGUUUCUGUUUCCGUAUUCCUUCAGCCAACUUUUUUUUCUCUUGCUUUUUUUGGAGGCGGUCUUGGCGACGGAAAGCCGGGGCAGAUCACGUGGAGUCGGCUCUCUCCUCUCACUCUAAUCCCCUCAAAGAACUGUGGGAGACUAAUGUCGUGAAGCUAUGCUCAGAUAGCGAGGUCAGCUUAAUUCUCUAAGAGAUGCUUUGACCCCCUCGAAACUAUGUUAGAUAUCGUA
Messenger RNA from Aspergillus aculeatinus CBS 121060, 438 nucleotides. RefSeq lists its product as uncharacterized. The transcript has a single exon. Lineage: Eukaryota; Fungi; Ascomycota; Eurotiomycetes; Eurotiales; Aspergillaceae. Bases 136 to 360 code for a protein of 74 amino acids. The record is from RefSeq and is a predicted model, not a curated record.